Messenger RNA from Brassica napus (rape), 1619 nucleotides. Its product is annotated as ras-related protein RABA2b-like. The coding region runs from base 16 to 867 and encodes 283 amino acids. NCBI's taxonomy places the organism in Eukaryota, Viridiplantae, Streptophyta, Magnoliopsida, Brassicales, Brassicaceae. The record is from RefSeq and is a predicted model, not a curated record. Gene Ontology annotation, cellular component: endosome. Gene Ontology annotation, molecular function: GTP binding; GTPase activity. The transcript is spliced from 4 exons.
AAAAAAUCUAAAUAAAUGGGUGUUUCCGUUUUCAUGGCACUGUAUACGGAAGAGGAGAGACAAAGAGGAAACAGAAAGGGAAACACACAACAACAAAAAAAAAAAAAAAUUCCAUUAUCGAUCCUUUCAGCUUGUUCUCAAAGGGUAAAAAUUCUAGUUCGUCCUUCGAUUUUUCUAUGGUUGAUCGGACGCGCUAGGAUUCGAGAGGGAAGACAAAUGGCGAAUCGAAUAGACCAUGAGUACGAUUACUUGUUCAAGAUCGUCCUCAUCGGCGACUCCGGUGUCGGCAAAUCCAACAUCCUCUCCAGAUUCACCCGAAACGAGUUCUGCCUCGAGUCCAAAUCCACCAUCGGCGUUGAAUUCGCCACCAGGACUCUCCAGGUCGAAGGCAAAACAGUGAAGGCUCAGAUUUGGGAUACGGCAGGGCAAGAGCGUUACCGAGCCAUCACGAGCGCGUACUACAGAGGAGCCGUCGGUGCUCUCCUCGUCUACGACAUCACCAAGAGACAGACCUUCGAGAACGUCCUGAGGUGGCUGCGCGAGCUCAGGGACCACGCCGAUUCCAACAUUGUGAUCAUGAUGGCUGGGAACAAAUCAGAUCUAAACCACCUGAGAUCCGUUGCCGACGAAGAUGGUCGGUCUCUGGCUGAGAAGGAAGGUUUGUCGUUUCUGGAGACGUCUGCUUUGGAAGCGAGUAACAUCGAGAAAGCGUUUCAGACUAUUUUGUCGGAGAUUUAUCAUAUCAUAAGCAAGAAGGCCUUGGCGGCGCAAGAAGCUGCGGGUAAUCUUCAGGUUCCGGGGCAAGGUACUGCCAUUAACAUAACGGAUUCGUCUGUGGCUAAGAGUAAAGGAUGCUGCUCUACCUAGUAGUAAUGACUAAUCAAUCACACGUUUGAUUUCAAGAAUCUCUCUUUUGUUAUUUUACCUUUUUUUUUUUUUUUUGGUUAUUGGCUUUAAUUUCAGCGAGUAUAGCAUAUGCCUUUUUGCUUCCCAGUUCUAUUUUAUUUUUUGGUUUUAUGUUACAGAUUGAAGCUUGUUUAGCUGUACUGAAACUGUGGUCAUAUUCCACAGUAUUAGCUCUUGGCUAGCUUUGAUUGUUUCACAUAAGAGGCAAGAGUUUCUUAAAACAAGCGAGGAGAAAAUCUCUGAACAUCUUAAAAUGUACCGACAACAAAAGGAAUAAAAUAAAAAUAUGGGGACCACUAAAAAAAUGAGGGAGAGGGCGAUGCGCACGAGGGGCUCCGUGUGAAUUUAAAUUUACGAGUUACGGGUCAAAAAGGUAAAAAAUAAAAAGUUAGGUGGAAUACAAAAGAAAUAUCAGACUCGCUCCAGAUUUGUUGUUUUGUUUUUUUUUGCGUUCCGUGACAGUCUGUUGUUUGUUUCACUCGUGGACACUCUCACAUCACACCUCUUUCUUGCUCUACAUCUUCCCCAUCUUUCUCUCUCUCUAGAUCCAUCAAUGGCUUCCCUCGUCUGGCAGUACCUCGUGACACAUUUUAGCGACUUUCAACUGGCAUGCAUUGGGAGUUUUCUCCUCCAUGAAAGUGUGUUUUUCUUAUCAGGACUCCCUUUCAUUUAUCUUGAAAGGCAAGGCUUUCUCACCAAGUACAAGAUUCAGG